Ceraceosorus bombacis is the source of this 575-nucleotide messenger RNA. The record is from the annotation of a GenBank genome assembly. Lineage: Eukaryota; Fungi; Basidiomycota; Exobasidiomycetes; Ceraceosorales; Ceraceosoraceae.
AUGGAUCUACCGCUCGAUCCUCCUCUACGUCUACGAAUCGUAGAAGAACGUUCCGAGUCGCUCGACGACGCUUCAGAGAUGCUCAAUACCUUUAUCGAGAACUUUGAGAGGAGAACGGCAGCUGCUGGAGCUGGAGAUGCUGCGGCGGCUGCUAGUAGUGGAGGAGGCAGCGGGUUGGUGGGAGGUGCGCUGGCUAGAUUAGCAGCUAAUUUGGACGUGGAGAAACAAAGAGAGGCACGGACCUUGUAGUACGUUGCACGACAGGGCGUUGAUGAUCUUUUCAAAGAACGUGAGUAGGUGGUGAUGGGCCAUGGGCCGGCGUGCUAGGUGUGCGAAAGAUGCAAAAUAUUUCCCAAUGUCGCUUAGCUUUGGAGCAUGGGCUGCUGAGUCUCGAACUCGCGCCCUGCUCUGCUUAUGAGCGAUGAAAGCGUAAAAAUGUCAUAGUUACGCUGACGCAUACAAGGUGGAUUGGAAGUUCAUGUGGCUGGCUGUAUGCGCGCGGAUUGCUUAUGAGUGUGACACAGGCUAAUGGACGCACCUUCCUCUGUUGUCCAGACCAUCCUCAUUGCUACUGA